Molecule: messenger RNA, 519 nt
Organism: Cooperia oncophora
Lineage: Eukaryota; Metazoa; Nematoda; Chromadorea; Rhabditida; Trichostrongylidae
Source: the annotation of a GenBank genome assembly
AUGCCAACGAAUCUAUGCGAUGUGGACGUUGUACAGAUCUCGGCAGGCAGUACGGCCCCACCAUCGCCGCGAUUGCAGCGAUGCAGCGAGGACGGAACUCAAAUGGAUUCGCAAUCGUCACAGGAUCAAUCGCCUCCACCACCACCACUUCUUGCGAUUCCCUCGCUACUGUCACCGUACCCGGACUCGUCAUCCCCUCCUCGGUCGAACUCCGUCGAUCUGUCAACACUUCGAAGAGACAUCGAACUGUUGUCGAUCUCGUCCGGCGACAGCCCUUCAGAAUCGGAAUUUGAACCGCCGACACCGGCUGACAGCGUUAAGACUGUGAGGUCACGGAGUCACGAGCCAGGCAAUGCAACAUCAGUUCUCCGACGGCCAAGCAGGAUCGAACAUUUGUCGGAGCUGUUCAGAAAGGCGCUUGCAAAAUCCCCAGUGGUGAGGAGGACUGCUGUCGAACAGGAGCGAAUGGUGAACAAGCACAGGACCAGCCGGUACUGGCUUGACGAGCAGGUUCGUUGA